CUGCAAGUGGGCGUUGGAUUUACCUGUAGCCGCAGGUAAAAUACGGCACGGCGCAGACGGCACGAAUCUCACCGAUCAAAGCUUUACUGCGAGCCGAGUCAGAAAGCCGAAAUCCACACGUUUGACUCGUGUCCAGUCAGUGAAUCAAAACAAAGAUCGAUGAAGUGGAGGUUAUAAAGCGUCAGAAAGAACAUAACUUCACACUCGGACUACUUCCGCGAUCUUGAAGAGCUCAAAACACCUGAAGAUUUGAUCCGAGCCUAUGCGGUCCUGAAUGUGGUGAGUUAUGCCUGGCCACAGCACAGGAUCACAUCACAAGACGCGUCCUCAUGGCUCAAGCCGCUCUAGGGCCGAUGGCUACAGGCAAAGCCGGACCUACUCCAGGGACAGCAGAACCAGUCAGGAGACCUACAAGGAGAACUACAGAGAGCAACCUCGUAGCAUAGACUCGCAGUUCCCCCGUAAAACCCAUCCUCACUACGCCAAUGGACGAGGCUCAGAAACCCUGGGCUUUAUCCCAGGCUCCGCUGACUCUCCUCAAGGUACGCAAGCCUGCGGCUCAUGUGCCUCUCUAGGCUGGAGUGGUUGCAAAGCUGUGCUUUGCUGCAUUCUGACUUGUGGGUUUUAUGGCUCUCGCAAACCUUGCUUGCCGCCCAACGAGAGCUCCACUGACAAGCCUUUAAAAACCGAGCCGGAACCAAGGAAGUCUAAUGGAUUGGCUCUGUCCAAUCCCACGUGCGGCGUAAGCCUCGAACCGAGCAAAUCAAGGCCGUUGCGAAGCUCUGAAAGCUUCAGGUACGGCGACGUUUAUUUUGCUGGCAAGAAAGUGGAGUACCCUGUCAACUCGGAUGCACCUCCACGACGGACCAGAAUGACUGGAAAGGGUGACAACAACCUGCGUCCCAUCAGCGAUACCAGUAUCAAGAGUAUCUACUCGAGGGAGGAUUUGGAUCUAGACGACCUGGAUGACGGUGGCACUGACAUCGACUCACUGAUCACUAAAAAGCUUCUAGAAUUGUAUAAAAUGCACCAGAUCGAGCAGCUUGCCAAAUGCACAUCCGACGUGUCCUUCUCCCGGAAAACCAUCGAGAUCAGCGAUCUGAUCAACAGCAUUGCUCAGGACUACAACUUGGAGGAGCAGGAAGCGGAGUGCCGGCUGGUACACGGCGUCAUACGCAUCAGCACCCGCAACAAAUCCUCGAAAGGUUACAAAACCAAAGACUAUAAAUCGCACGAUGCAAUGGAGCAUAUUAACGGGAGGAGGGAUGGAACGCUGCCCGACAGUGGGAACGAGACCAUGACCUUCACCUUUAGUGAUGGUGAACCUGAGGUGCUAGUGUCAGAACUGACACCGUCAGAUGAACUUGCCCGAAAGAUGAGAGGCAACAGCGGGAAAAAUUACUACUCGAGUUCGGCCACAGACUCAUCAGGCGCUCCACUACUCCGCUAACACCCCGGCUGUUCCCUCUCAGUUAUUACUGCCUAACUAGUGUUCAUCUGUCCUUGUGCUCCUCUCAGAUUUCAGUGAAAGCAUGUAUUAUGCUAAGAACUGUUUGUGUUUGUCAGAAUGCCCAAAGACUGCUGUCGUCCCACAGCUUCUGUCACAAGUGUAAUGUUAAACAAUGGAGCCUGUUGCAAAAAACCAAUGGUUUCCUACUGCCCUUGUGCCAUGUGGAUUGUUACAUAAUGGACAAGUUUCCUGACUAAACCAUUGGCAUCAAAGGGUAUCUUAAGUAUUGCUUCUGAUUAUAUUUUUAUAGACUGUUGUCAUUCGCGGUGAUGUAUCUAGUAAAUAUGCAUGUAUUCAGCACUGAGACUUAAACCUGUUGCCCUUCAUUGGACUGCUUUGCUCUAGUAGCCCAUCAUUCAAGUGUGCUUUAGAUGAACAAUGUCCUUGUUUUGUGUUUAAAUGAUUUAAUGCAAUUUAAUGUUGUUUUGGGACUGUUUGCAGUCAUCCACAUCUGUACGAUGGAACGUCAGUUUUGAAAUACUUUGUAUAGAUUUUUUGUAUUGAAAUAAAAAGGGAGUUUCCUCUCA
This is a messenger RNA of Carassius carassius (crucian carp), 2037 nucleotides long. RefSeq names its product keratinocyte differentiation factor 1a (gene kdf1a). Bases 287 to 1450 code for a protein of 387 amino acids. Gene Ontology annotation, biological process: keratinocyte development; regulation of epidermal cell division. The record is from RefSeq and is a predicted model, not a curated record. Gene Ontology annotation, cellular component: cell junction. The transcript has 4 exons. NCBI's taxonomy places the organism in Eukaryota, Metazoa, Chordata, Actinopteri, Cypriniformes, Cyprinidae.